AUGAGGACUGUGCCAAAAUGGGUGAAUAAAAUACAUGAAGCUGAUAAAGUGGAGUUUUCUAGUGUCCACACCAUAUGCUUCAGCCCUGAUGGUACUCAACUAGUAGUUGGUGCAGGAGAGAAAGUUAUGGUGUAUGAUCCCCGUGAUGGAGCUCUUGUACAACUUCUCCAAGCACACAAGGGAGCAGUGCAUGCAGUCGCUUACUGUAGUGAUGGAAAGAAAUUUGCAAGUGGAAGUGCUGAUCGAAAUGUUAUCAUUUGGACAUCAAAAAUGGAAGGUGUAUUGAAAUAUUCGCAUGGCGAAGCUAUUCAAUGCUUAGCGUACAACCCAGUAACAAUGCAUUUGGCAUCGUGUGCAAUAUCUGACUUUGCCUUUUGGUCUGCUGAUGUGAAGGCAGUGCAGAAAUAUAGAGUUUCAGGGCGCAUCACCAGUUGUGCUUGGUCAUCGAACGGGCAGCACCUAGCCAUAGGCCUGGCUUCUGGUGGAGUCACUAUAAGGGAUAAGGGUGGUGAUGAGAUUCAAAGAAUAACAAGAGAUGCAGCAGUAUGGGCUGUGACAUUCUCAAAGUCAAUUCUUUUGGUAUCAGAUUGGAAUGAAAUGUUGUCUUUCUACAAUAUUCAAGGACAGCAAAUGUAUAAAGAAAGAAAUAUAGGCAUAGCAGGAUUGUCAAUAUCUCUUCUUGGGGCACUGGUGCUUGUGGGUGGUGUUGGUGGUUGGGCAGUACUAACUGCAGAGGGAGUGCCUAUAAUUAACACUCAGCAAGAGUGGGUGUGGGCCAUUGCACCUUCACCUUCAUUGAAUACUUUGGCAGUGGCUUGUCAAGAUGGUACCCUCUGGUGUUACCAAGUGGUGUUUAGUACAGUGCACGGUCUGUAUCGUGAGAGGUAUGCCUACAGGGAGAAUAUGACUGAUGUCAUAAUUCAACAUCUUACUACAGGAAACAAAGUUAGAAUAAAAUGCCACGACAGAGUGCAGAAGAUUGCUAUAUACAAACAUAGACUUGCGGUCCAAUUACCAGAACGUGUUGUGGUUUAUGAACAAGGCGACGUAGAAGGAAUGUUGUAUAGAGUCAAAGAAAAAUUGUCACAAAAAACAGAAUGUUCUUUGCUGGUCGCUACAAGUGAUGCAUUGUUACUUUGUCAAGUCAGUAAUGAUACUAAACUAGUGAUGAUCGGGAGACGUAUACCAAAAUCAUGGACAGUGCCAACUCCAAUACGUUAUGUGAAAGUUACCACAUUAUACUUUGAAGAGGUUCUCUUAUUGGGACUUUUAAAUGGACAGAUAUGGCAAGUAGAACCUAGCGAAGGAGAGUCAAAGAUGAUACUACAGACUCCUGCUAGUGUUCGCUGCUUGGAUGUAAGCGCGUUAAGAAGCCGUUUAGCUGUCGUUGACGAGUCAUCAGUAUGCCGCGUCUACAGUCUGCCUACUGGUGAUCUACUUUAUACGGAAGAGAAUGUGUCCUCUGUAUCUUUCAACUCGUGGUGCGAUGAACUUCUUGCCCUAUCAGGCGGUGGGUUACUAUCAAUCAAGGCCGGACAAUUUCCACCUGCGACGCAACCUUUGACAGGUUCAGUUGUUGGGUUUCAAGGUGGUAGAGUAUUUUGUUUGCAAGCUAACUCUAUGCAGACUAUAAACGUGCCCUUAUCACACGCUGUCCACCAAUAUAUACAACACAAACUUUUUAAUGAAGCGUAUGCUGUGGCAUGUUUAGGAGUCACACCGCUAGAUUGGGAGCGAUUGGGCAUAGCAGCUCUCGAGGAACUAUCUUUCGAAGUUGCCAGAAAAGCAUUUCAACGCAGUGAGAACAUCAUCUAUCUCACUCUUAUUGAUCACUUACAGGAGCGAUUCGAGGCGGGCGAGAAACGCGCCGUUAUAGUGGGCGAAGUGUGGGCAUACCGCGGUCGUUACGCGGACGCGGCGCGUUCCUUUCACAGCGUGGGCAGAGAUGAGCGUGCGCUCAAUCUGUACGUCGACUUGCGCAUGUUCAACAAAGCACAGGAGUUUGUAGGAGAGGGCGACGGGCUAGCAGCUUUGGCUCGACGCAGAGCGGAGUGGGCGCGUCACGUGAAUGAACCACGAGCCGCCGCUGAAAUGUAUCUUGCCGCGGGCGACGUGCAAAAAGCCGCCCAACUCAUGGCUGAGAGCGGCAAAAGGGAUAUGUUAAUAGAACUUGCUCGCAAGUUAGACAAAGGAUCGAGUGAGUCACUGCGUCACGUUGCUGAAGCAUUGGUAACUGCUGGUGAAAUGGCCACUGCUGCUGAUGUCUAUUGCCGUCUGGGAGAUUAUAGAAAAGUAGCCCAAUUAGCUGUAUCAAGUGGAGAAUGGUCCCGUGCAUUUUCGCUGGCGCGCGAACAUGUGGAGUGCAAGCGAGACGUUUACCUGCCGUAUGCCCACCACAUGGCACAGCAAAAUAAAUUUAUAGAAGCUCAAAAAGCUUACCACAUGGCUGGUGAGAUUGAAACGGCAGUCCACGUGUUCACCAUAUUGGUGGGAAACGCAGUCGCCGAGGAGAGAUUCAGCGACGCCGGUUACCUUCAUCAUUUGUUGGCGAUGCAAUGCUUGGAAAGAGCAGAUACGCAUGAUACGAAGAGAGUGUCGAGCUAA
Diatraea saccharalis (sugarcane borer) is the source of this 2604-nucleotide messenger RNA. Lineage: Eukaryota; Metazoa; Arthropoda; Insecta; Lepidoptera; Crambidae. The record is from the annotation of a GenBank genome assembly.